CAGAGACGACCCCAGCAGCAACUCCUGCAUCUCCAUCUUUAUUCCUCGCCCUCUCAUAACUCCGUCUGCCUCACCCUCACUUCCUCACCCCUCCUGUGGCACCUCACACAAUAGACUUCCCCUUCGAGCACCAGCCUGAAGGGAAAAGCAGGAGAGGGGGAGAUACGGUUUCUCUACAACAAUGGAAAUUCAAUCAGGAAAUGGAGAGGAGGUGGCGAGCGCGGUGUCGGCGACCUCGGGCUUCGUUUCCUGCAGUCCCUCUGGGUCACAGGUAGAGGAUCCAGCACGCAGAGAGGACCCGCAGGCUGCUAAGAGGAUUGAGAGGUUUGACAUCCCACUUGAUAGCCUGAAGAGGAUGUUUGAGAAGCCCGCUGUGGAAAACACAGAAGCGACAGCCGUCCACACCUCCCCGUCCAAAAGAGCAACAUCCAGCUUUGUCUCACACGCUGAUUCAUCAACAGAUCACGCCAUGGCCACCACUCUUUCUGCGGGCAGCACAGGUAGAUCCAGAUCAGGACUUCCCCAGGACCGGGUCCCGAGCGCCGAGGACCAGGAGACCGAGCAGGUGUCGGUGAAAGAGCGGCUGGCGAUGUAUCAGGCCGCCGUGACGAAGAAAGACGCCAGCAGUACCUCCUCCGCUGCGGUGAUGGAUGAGUCCGAGCCUUGUUCGCUGCCUGGUGGCCUGGCCAGUGUAAAGAGACAGUUCGAGAACCAGGAGUUUGCCUCGGCGUCCUCUCAGUCCAGCGUAACCCAGUUUCAUUUCGAGCAGAGAUCUGUGCAGGAGAUGUCAAGCUCCUCAGAGGUGACAGUGAGAAGCAGUGCCAGAGAGGUCGUCCCCGCCACAGUCCUCUUUCACAAUCAACAAGAGGUGAUCCGUGAUGAAAGAGUCCACCAUAACAAUGUGGCAGCCAGUUACGGGAACCAUUACAAUGAAACAGUUAUGCUCGUCGGAGGAGAGGACCUACCAAAGGUUUCCACUCAGGCUUUGAAGCAGCAGUAUGAAAAAACAAUUGAGGAAGCCGCACCAGCCAAGGAAAUUAAGGUUGAUGUGGAUUUCAACCUGUUUCAAUGGGCACCAGUAAACCAGUCCUCCAAAGCCUCAGCCAUGACAAGCUAUGACACCUCCUCCACCUUAAAGACUGCUACUGCCUCAUCAAUGGCUUAUGAGACGACAGACCAUUUCCCUCCCCCACCCUCAAACCUUGCGCAGGUAUUACAGGAAGUCCCUGAGUCCCAGCCUCAGGAGCCAGCCUGCCAACACAAGCAGACUGUUAGCAAGGAGCAGUAUUUUAAACACAAGAGUAUGGCUGAGCUAAAGCGCCUCUACAAGCACAUUCAUCCAGAGGUCCGCAAGAACCUUGAAGCGGAGCUCCCCGAAGUAGAAAUGAAGGACAUGGACAUUGAGGAAAUGGGAGAUGUCCAGCAGACAUGCUAUAUGUUUGAAAAUGACGGCAACAGCUCGAGUAGGUGUUCAAGCCCUGACAGAGAAUCCCUGGAAUGGGAGGAGAUCCUUAAAGGAGAAGUUCAGUCUGUGCGCUGGAUGUUUGAAAACAAGCCACUGGAUACCAUCAAAGAUGAAACCCCAGAUGAGAACGAGGUGAGGAAUAUCGCCCAGCAGGAAAUCAUCGCUGGCAAAGAUGUCAGAUACACAGCUUGGAUGUUUGAGACUCAGCCCAUGGAUGCUCUGGGGUCAGAGACUCCUGACUCAGUUGAGCAGUCACAAAAAUCAACUGAUCUGGCGAGAGGAGAUGUCCGCACUGCUACAUGGCUUUUUGAGACACAGCCGCUUGAUUGUCUGAAUAAGAUCUACCAAGAAGACGAGCAGGAGACAGAUGCUGUCAUCAACAAAGACAUCUCCGGCGGAGAUGUGAAAACCGCAAGGUAUCUCUUUGAAACCCAGCAUCUGGAUUCCCUGGGUAAAACCGAAACUAUUGAGGAGAGCCACUUCCUCAACCUGAAGUCUGAGCUGGAGGAGAUCAAAGGGGAUGUGAAGACAACCACCCGCAUGUUUGAGACCCAGCCCAUGUGUGUCAUCAGGGGGGAUGCGGGAGAGAUGCUGGAGAUCACCACCAUACGCAGGGAGGAGACUGAGAAAGGAGACGUCAAGACAUCACGCUGGAUGUUUGAAACCCAGCCGCUGGAUAUUAUAAACAAAGACCCUGCAACAGUAAAACUUAUAUGUGGUAUCUCCAUGGAGGACAACAUUCAGUGUGGCGUGAACAAAGGGAGAUGGCUUUUUGAGACAAAGACUCUGGACACCAUUAAGGAUGAAGAAUGGGAGAGUUCUAGGAUGCAAAAGGAGGAAAUAAUCGGUGCUGAUGUGAGGAAGCACUGUUUGGUUUUUGAGACUCAGCCUAUGGAUACUCUGAAAGAUAACGCCAAUGCUAGGCCUUUACCCUCGGAGGAGAUUGUAGGAGGUGAUGUCCGAUCAGCAAAACAUCUGUUUGAAACAGUACCCAUGGAAAAUCUGAAAGAACUGCUCGAAGUGGGAAAACUUCAGAAAAUGGUUGCGUCUGAGGAAGAAAAGGGUGAUGUAAGGCAUCAAAAGUGGGUCUUUGAAAGCCAGCCACUGGAGAAUAUAAGGGAGGAGAAGAAGGAGAUUACAAGAACUGUGAAUGUUGAAGCUCUUGACAAAGGGGAUGUGACAAAUUAUAAAGAAAGGUUUGAAAGUAUGGAUUUAAGUAAGCGUGAAGGGACACAGAAGAUUCAAGUUGAGGGGGUCACAAGUGGAUCGGUCAAAUCCAACAGAGUUCUUUUUGAAUCAACCCCGAUGUAUGCUAUGCAAGACAGCUCUGGCCAUUACCACGAGGUGAGGACUGUGAGACGUGAGGAGAUUGUGAAGGGAGACGUGCACAGCUGCAGAUGGAUGUUUGAAACACGUCCCAUUGAUGAGUUUGACGAAAGCAUCAAUAAGUUUCAGAUCAUAAAAGGCAUAUCCAAACAGGAAAUCGAGUCAGGGGAUGUCAAAACGGCCAAGUGGUUGUUUGAAACCCAACAGCUUGACGCUAUUAAAUUUUUCAACAAUUCUGAGGAUGAAGAACAUAAAACUAAGGAAGAUAUCGAAAUUGAGAAGGGGGACGUUAAGACUUGUAGGUGGCUGUUCGAGACUCAACCAAUGGAUGUUCUGUAUGAAAAGGUGGAAAAGAGUGAGGCUGAUGUUAAGCAAGUGCAAAAAGGUGAUGUCAAAACGUGCACUUGGCUCUUUGAGACCCAAACACUUGACAACAUACGCGACCAUACAGAGACUGAGUCUGAGACCAUUCUGAAGACCUGCACUGUAAAGCAAGAGGACAUCCAAGGGAAAGAUGUGCGACUGGCCCGCUUCCUCUUUGAAACCGAGAACCUGGAAAACAUCACAGGCGAGGACAGCAGUUCUUUCAGGAGGGUCACGGAAAUAAACAUUCAGUCGGGCGAUGUUUCCAGGAUGAAGUACAUCUUUGAGAAUCGCUCCUCUGACAUUAUGAGCUCCACCUCGGAGGAGACAAUGCAGAGGUUAAAGACGCAGCAGGCCGAGGACAUCCAGAAGGGAAACGUGGUCAACUGUACCUGGAUGUUCGAGAAUCAGCCGAUUGAUGCCAUCCGUGACGAGGCGAGGGAAGUUCGCACUGUGACUGAUGUUCGGGGGGGCGACGUUGACAAAGGCCGCUUCAUUUUUGAGACUUACUCUCUGGAUCAAAUUAAAGACGAAUCCACUGAGACUGAUAUCUCUAAACUCACAAGUAUCUUCAGAGAUGAAAUUGAGAGGGGAGAUGUGAAAAAUUAUACCAUGAUGUUUGAAAGUCAGCCGCUGUAUGCCAUCCGAGACAAAGAGGGCCACUACCAUGAAGUAACUACAGUUACCAAGGAAGAAAUCAUGAGAGGAGACGUGGUGGGGGCCCGAUGGCUGUUCGAGACAAAGCCACUGGAUUCAAUUAGAGAUUCAGAGGAGGUCUAUGUCAUUAAAGCUGUGACUGAGGAAGGCGUCAACAAAGGAGAUGUUAGCUCUGCGAGGUGGAGGUUUGAAACACAGCCGCUGGAUGAAAUUGCAGAGGAAAUUAAAGUCAAGUCAAAAACAGUUGCCGAUAUCCAAGGCGGCGAUGUGAAGACAAACAAGCACCGAUUUGAGACAGACGAGAUGUCUCAAAAGUACAUCAGAACUGUUAGCGUGAGCGAAAUCCAAAAAGGAGAUGUCAGAUCUGCGACAUGGAUGUUUGAAACGCGCACGAUUGAUGAUAUCCGCGGUGAAGGCGCCGAGUAUGAUGGCAUGGAGAGAGUGACAAAAGAGGAAGUAAUGAAAGGGGAUGUCAAGCAGUCUGUGUGGCUCUUUGAGAAGCAGCCCCUUGACAGUAUCAAAGAUACCGAUGGCACAGAGCUUGUUGUCACAAAGGAGGAAAUCCCACAGGCCGACGUGAAGACAACAACAUGGCUAUUUGAAACCACUCCAUUCCAUGAUUUCAAUGAGAGCAGAAUGGAAAAGACAGAAAUAUUAGGUAAAAGCAUCAAAGAGACACUUGAGGAGCUUUAUUGUCAGAAAAUGGUUGACUCACAAGGUAUCCUUAUUGAGACAGAUGAGAUCGGCGAUGUCCGCAUGGCAAAGUAUAAACUCAUGAGCCAGGAGGCUCCACAAAUCCAAAAAGAAGAGAUUAUCAGAGGGGAUCUGAGCAACAUAAUGAUGAACCUCCUGAACCGCAGGGAGACCACCGAAAAGGGGAUAACUAUCGAUGAGGAGGAGCGUGGGAACAUCAACACCACGGUGAAGCAGCUAUUCAACCAGGAAAGGGGAGUCAAUGUUGAGAAAGAGGAAAUUAUCCGCGGUGACAUUCAGGAGGCCAUAAACAGUCUGCUCAAGAACGAGGGCUCCUCCAAGCGUGGCAUUCUGAUUCAAGAGGAUGAGAAGGGAGACGUGAGGAUGACUAUCUAUUCCCUCUUGAAUAAAGGGGAGAGGGCGAGCAUGGAGAAGGAGGAUAUCGUUCAAGGUAACGUGAGCAGAACCCUUCAUCGUCUCCUCUCCAACUCAGGAGAAGAAGACUCUAAAAAGAUAAGGGUUGGGGACACGGAGAGGGGUAACGUCAGCUUUUACUCCACAUGCAUUGAGUCGGGAGCCUUGGAUUACCUGAAGCAGCUUCAGUACGAAUCAGAUGAAGCCCAGGAGAAGGUGGAAAAGGAGCAUAUUAUAGGUGGCGACAUUGAGGAGACCAAAAUCUUGCUGCGGAAGAAUCAGCAACAGAUAGGUCGCACAGUGGCAGAGGACGAUAUAGUUCCUGGUGAUGUAAACAGCACCGUCAAAGUCUUUAUGACAGAGCCUACUGUUACCUACAGAAACCUAGAGAAACACGACAUUGUUAAAGGUGACCUUAAUGCAGCCCUGGAUUCACUGACCCAAGCCAUUAAUCAGAAAGUAGUGAUAGAGAAAGAGGAGGUGGUGAAGGGAGACUUGCACACUACUUUGAAGUCUCUGGAGGAGGCCCAGCAUCAAGCCAAAGAAAUGGAAAAGCCUGAAAUCAUCAGGGGAGACAUCCGAGGAGCUCUUGAGUCACUGGAGAAAUCUACAUCCACCAGUAUGGAAGCGACUGUCGAAGACUUAGUGCCAGGUGAUAUCAAAGGGACCCUGAAGUCCCUGGAGGAGGCGAAGCAAGCUGUGAAAGAGGUCGAAAAAGAGGAGAUCGUCAAAGGAGACAUCCACACUGCCAUGCAAAGUCUACACGAGGCGUCGAGCGAGAAAAAGACCUACCAGCAUCAAGUGAGCGAACAAGGUGACGUUAAAGCCACGAUCCAGCUCUUGCUAGAGCCGAACACUUCUCCCAGAAUGCAGCGCAGGGGGAGCACCGAAGGAGAUGUGAAAACGUCCAUAAAAUGUCUUUACGAAGGACAGGAGACAACACAGGUGGAAAAAGAGGAUGUAGUAAAAGGGGACGUUCAAGGUGCAAUCAAGUGUCUCAUGCAAAGAAAACAGUAUUCAAAGCCAAAACGUGUGUAUCCCCCCAAGAAAGCAAAAGUGCCCGUGAAAAAUCCAUUAACUGUAAAGCAAGUGGAGCAUGAAUGCUUACAUGAAGCAAAGAGUGAGAGCGUGGCAGUCAAUCCAGCCCCCGCUGUGAAAAACCUCUCUCAGAGCGCUGAGUCACAGAAGCACACGCAGAGGCACGACGAAAGCAAAUCGGUGAAAACACAGGUAAUAACCCAAGAGGGCCACUCUGUUACUGUAGCCAAAACAGACAAUACUGCUGGGGCCUCUCAACAGAAGAGCAUAAAAGAGCCGAAACAGAAAGCGCUGCCUCCACAAAAAAUACAAGCUCCUAAGCCUGUUAUGAUUAGGAAUAAACAAAUGACUAAUAAUGAUCAACCAGAGGCUAAAACAGCUGAUGUGAGUAUGAUGAAAGAGGUGCAAAACACCUCGCAGGCGAUUAUUUCAAACAAGCAAACAUGUGAGACAAAGACGAUCAAACAGGUGCAGACUACAGUGAUGGAGAAAACUGUCACGCACAAGCAAAAUGUCACGGUAUCAGAGCAGCUGUCGACGUCUCAAAAGGAAGCAGAGAGUAAGGCUGUCGCACAAAAGCAGAGCACCAAAAAUGUGAGGAGUGAUUACCGUAACCUUGACAUGAGAGGGAAAGGUGUGAUUAAAAAGGCGAAGCCAGAGAUUCACUUCCCCCCUCCUCCUUCUUCACCACCUCCACCCUCAGAGUCUGAGCUCUCCCUCCCUCCACCCCCGUCGCCAGUGCUGGAGAGCCCUGCGUCCGCCACAUCCCAGCCUUCUAUCAUGAGGCAGGACAGCGACCUCCCACCUCCACCGCCUCCGCCUCCAAUGGAAUGCAUGAAGUCGGAGCCCGAAUUUUUCCCUCCUCCUCCACCCCCUCCUCCUCCACUCUCUGCUGGAGGGCAAGAUUUUCUACCACCGCCUCCCUCACAGCAAGAGCUUAAUGCAAUGCCUCAGCCUCCCCCUGCAAAGCUGGUGAAACCCGUCGGCAAGCCUUUAUUCAAAGUGCCCAAGCAGCCAGAAACACAGAAGCAGCCCGUACAAGUUAAACCCAAAUGGCAGAAAAAGCAGCCAACUCCUACUCCACCCCCACCUCCACCUCCACCUCAGCUCCCUCCUGAUCAAAAAACAGCAGUGCCAACAAAAGCAGAAGCUAAAGUUCAGGAGGUGAAAAAGGAAACAACCCAACAGUUUGAAACAAGCAUGCAGAUUCAAUCUGCACCAACAACAAAAAUACCGAGCAUCCCAGCUGUGAAAGCAGUGCAAAAAGAGAGCCCACAAGCUCCUAAAAAAGUCUUCGUCCCUCCGAUUAAACUGCCUCCACCUCCUGAGCCUGCUCCAGCGACAAAGUCCAGACCUUUUGCUCGCAAAUUUAAAACCCCUCUCAUGCUUGCAGAGGAAAGGUUUCGUCAACAAAGGAUGGAGAAAGAGGAAAUACAGAGGAGUAAUGUCACAACUCCCACUUCUGCACCGAGUGAUGCACUCUGCUCUGCUGCCACUGCUGAGCUUUCUGUGGCCACGGAGGCGACAAAGGCAAUGACAGAGGAAGCUAAAACUGUUUCCAAAGAGGGAAUAUCAACCCAAGACUCACCUGCCAAGAAAACCCCUUCCCAGAUCCCUUUGAGCAAGCCCUUGAUCUCAGUGGUUAAUAAGAAAUCAGCCCCCGGAUCCUCAAACGUGUCUUUAGAUAAAAAGCACGUUGCCAGCGAGCACUCGUCCGAAAAGAUAGUCGCCUCAAAUGAUGUCGUUAAAAAGAACCAAAUCCCGGCCAAGAAUCAGACUGUUUCCACCUCUCAGUCCCAUCGUGAGGCCUCGAAUAUUGACGUCCAGUCAUGCUCAAAUGUGGCCACUUCUUCAGUCACGGAGCAGCAGCAGAUUAUUAAGAAGUCCAGCAUCAAAUCUACCGCUGCCACACAGAGUGCCGUCCAGGAGAAUGUAAAUCUUCAAAGCCAGACCGCGGUCACAUUGAAAGCUGAGGAUGUAAAGAAUAUUAAUGUGCCUCUGAGUCCCUCUCAACCCACUAAAAUCCCAAAGGUAGCGCCAACUUUCAAGGUGAAAACAUUUAAGAUGCCGACAGAGAAGAGAGAGGAUAAAUGUGACAGUUUGGGACAAAAGGAAUCAAUGAAAAGUGAAAUGCAUUUACAGCAGGAGACAUGUAACGUAUCACAGAAGAGUGAAACAAAAGUGAAGCAGGAGAGCCACCAGCUGACGUCGGCAAGAGCUGAGACAAAAGCCGAAAUGAAAGUAAAGGAGAAGAAAAGUCAGAUGACCCUCCCCAUAAAGGAAGCUGAAGUGGAGGCUCACAAGAAAAAGGGAAAGCAGGUGCAAAAGAAUGAGACUGAAGUCAACCUGUCACCAUCAGUUACUGUUUUAAUGCCUAAGAUGGCUAAGAUAACAUCUGCAGCGAGUCAUCAAGGACAAGGCCAUGUAGCUGUCUCCCACAGUCAGCAGAGCAUGAAGACGGAGCACAGUCAGAGACACGAGGAGGUGCUUGUGACUGAGAGCGUGGUGCAGCAAAGCCUUCAGAGGCAAGAGGCUGUUCAGGUGCAAACACAGCAACUGAAGCUACAAGCAGCAGAAACAAAUAAAAUGCAGAUAAAGGCAGCAAAGUCCAAAGGUGAGCCCAAGGAUGUGCCUGUGAAAGGGACGGAGAAAAGGACCCACAAAGAGGAGGCUAAUUCACAAGAAACGACAGCUUUCGAGAAAUGUCAUGUAAUGCACAAGCUGCUUGCUCAAAUAAAAGAGCUCGAGGGCACACCGAGCAAAGUAGACUCCAACGCUGUCAGAAUGAUUUUGAGUGAAUUCCCCGACUGGGUGAUGGGCUUGGAUGAGAAGAAGAAUUUAAGUGAAAUUGCAAAACAGCAAAGUAAGAAAAAGUUGAAAGAGAUGAUGGUGUAUGUGAAAAACAUUGUUCAGGCUAAGCUCAUAUUUUUGGGGGACAACUCGACAGCCGUGGACGAGCGGGAAAAAGAAAAGGAGGCAGCAGUGGCGCCACCGCCGGUGCCUUCAAAGCCAGACAAGAGCGUUUCCAGUGGAGCAACUGCAAAGAUAUCAAAAAUUAGUAUCGGAUCGACGAAAACUGAAAAGAAGGUGGUGGAGGAGAAAAGGUCACUUCAAGGCAGCAGAGUGCAUCAGGAGCUGAGCGAGGCGGCGGAUCAGAGAGUGUCCUCCCCUUUAGCGAGCAUCCGCACUCCAUCACCCACUUUCAUCAGCAUCGAAUCAAGGAGGGUAGACUCGCCGCUCAGAGUGACGCCUUCUCCCCCGCCCUACAAAUCAGUCGGGACACCUCCGCCUCCUCCUCGCAAGUCAUACACACCCACAUCGACCUUCAGCAGGGCCACGCCGUCUCCCACCCUGAGCCGCUCAGAGAAGCUGAUGAAACUGAGGGACACCACCUCGAAGCUUUCUCGCGGCAUGACUCCUCCACCUCCCAUGCCGGUGGCAGAGUUUUUUGCGGCCGAAAGAGGACAAUCAUCCCCGUUUGACGACAGGGCAACUCCCGUGGAGGGAAAUGAGCAAGGAUUGAUGGAUGUCGCGGAAAUGGUGGACUCCAUGAUGACUGUGAGGGACAAGAAGUCUUUCUUUGAGGAGGCGCAGAGGGCUGAGGUGAGCAGGGCGUACAUUCGGAAGGAACCCAUCGACAUCCCCGAACGUCUGGAACCGGACGCUGAGGAGAGCACCGAGGCUGUGACUAUAGAUCUGCUGAAAGAGGAUCUCCCAAGAGUUGACUUGUCUAAGCUGGUUAACAAAUUUGAAUCUCCAAAACCAAAAGUGUACACCAGAAAAGAGCCUAUUGUCAUCACAGAGAGGCUGGGCAGUGAUACAGAGGAUCCCGAGGCUGACCCACACACCCCAAAAACUGAAGAGAUCCCCACAUUCAACGUUAAAGCGAUAAAAGACGUGUUUGAGACGGGAGAGCACAGCUCUCAGGCAGCCCGAGAGCUGAGAGAGCAAAUAGAAAGGAGGGAACCUGAAUCAGUCUAUUCCGAGCUGGUGGGUCACUCUGAAAUGACAGCGGUCACUGAGCAAUUCUGCAGCGUCGACGACUUCGGAAACAUGACAAGAGAGACGAGCAGCGAGAUGCAUUCUGGGAGCUCCCUGACCCGUGGCAGCCCUCCGUCCUACGCUGAUGUGGUGAGAGGCAGCGUUCCAACAGUGGCCGUGCCCCCCGAGGCCUCCACCGAGGAGCUGCUGAGAAACUUCCAGCAGUCGUGGGCCAAGAGCCAAGGAGUUUUCCAAAACCUGGGUUUCAGCGUCACGGAGCAGAGGACUUCGCAGAUUGUGACGCACCAGCAGGAGACUGUCGUGACGGAAAAUUCGAGUUCCAGAGUCCGAACUGUGCAGGGUCUGUCGGAAGAGGGUGUACCCCAUGGAAUCGCUGAUUGCAGACAAACAAAACUUCCAUAAAAGCUGCUUUCGCUGUGAACACUGCAGAGGCAAACUAAGCCUUGGCAACUUUGCCUCUCUCCAUGGACGAAUGUACUGCAAGCCACACUACAAGCAACUGUUCAAGUCCAAAGGAAAUUACGAUGAGGGGUUUGGACAUAAACCACACAAAGAACUAUGGAGUAAUAAGAACAUGGAG
Messenger RNA from Chelmon rostratus (copperband butterflyfish), 10538 nucleotides. RefSeq names its product xin actin binding repeat containing 2a (gene xirp2a). The transcript is spliced from 10 exons. Gene Ontology annotation, cellular component: focal adhesion; stress fiber. Bases 182 to 10360 code for a protein of 3392 amino acids. The record is from RefSeq and is a predicted model, not a curated record. NCBI's taxonomy places the organism in Eukaryota, Metazoa, Chordata, Actinopteri, Chaetodontiformes, Chaetodontidae. Gene Ontology annotation, biological process: actin filament organization; actin cytoskeleton organization. Gene Ontology annotation, molecular function: actin filament binding.